GUUAAAGCUGAGACAACGAAACCUUUGAAACCCAAGUCAGCUGCAACACAUUCCCCUGUUGAGGUACCUCGUCGGAGGGACUUCUAUUUUAGGUCAGCAAGAUCUCUGGCUGGAAGUGAUACUCCACCAUUUCAAUCUUACAUUAAGCCCAAAAGCGGUCCUUCUGCUUUGGAGCGUGACGCUGAUUCAUCAUCUGAAGACGAACCACUUCCACCUUCUUCCUUAACCAACCCUGUCACUCAGCCUUGGAGAAUUUCACGUUCGGGGGGCUAUGGGACUUUCCUGGCUGCUACUGCUGCCAACUUUCCUCUUCCAAGCAAUUCUUUGAAGGAGGUUCACAUAAAUCAAACUGGGAGGAGAUUAUUGCAGGAAGAUAAUAGCAACAUCUAUGGGCAAUCGCUGGGGUGGUUGAUGGCUGCUAUAUACAUGGGAGGGCGAGUCCCCCAGAUUUGGCUGAACAUUAAAAGAGGGAGUGUGGAGGGCUUGAACCCUCUGAUGUUCAUCUUCGCCCUUAUUGCCAAUGCCACUUACGUCGGGAGCAUUCUGGUGAGAAGCACGGAAUGGGAGAAGAUAAAAGCUAACCUGCCAUGGCUGCUGGAUGCAAUAGUCUGCGUGUUGCUUGAUCUCUUAAUCAUCCUCCAGUUCAUCUACUACAAGUACAUUGGGCGAAAGAAGAUUCAUUACGUUGGUUAA
This is a messenger RNA of Ilex paraguariensis (yerba mate), 693 nucleotides long. Lineage: Eukaryota; Viridiplantae; Streptophyta; Magnoliopsida; Aquifoliales; Aquifoliaceae. The record is from the annotation of a GenBank genome assembly.